AUGAGGUUCCUGGCCUUUGGCUUCUUCUGCCUGUUGUGCUGUAAUGCAGUUCAGCUGGACAAACGCCGUCCCAGACCCAUCAGAGCCAGGAGGCAAAAUUUGACUUCUGUCCAAAUCAAAGCAGGGGAGAACCCCUGCAAAGCCGUCCCGCUGGAUUUCUACUUUGUCAUCGACAGCUCCAGAAGCAUCCGUCCCAAUGACUACGAGAAGGUCAAGACCUUCAUCAUCAACCUGAUUCAGUUCCUCAAGAUUGGCCCUGAUGCCACACGGGUCGGUCUGCUCCAGUACGGCAGCGUGGUCCAGCCUGAGUUCUCCCUCAAGACGUACAACAAUAAGGCUGAGGUGGAGCAGGCGGUGAGGAACAUGGAGCACCUCGCCACAGGGACCAUGACCGGUCUGGCCAUCCAGUACACCAUGGAGACUGCCUUCACAGAGGAGGAGGGAGCACGGCCAGCGAACCUGCACAUCCCACGAAUCGCUAUGAUUGUGACUGAUGGGAGGCCUCAGGACACGGUGGAGGAGGUAGCAGCUCAGGCGAGGCAGGCUGGCAUCCAGAUCUUUGCUAUCGGAGUGGGCCGGGUGGAUAUGAACACCCUGAAGGCCAUAGGCAGCGAGCCGCACUCGGAGCAUGUGCACCUGGUGGCCAACUUCAGCCAGAUAGAAACCCUCAUCUCCGUGUUCCAGUCCAAACUGUGUGGAGGUUCAGAGAUGUGUGAGGUUGUGGAUCAUCAGUGCCAACAUAUCUGUGUGAGCAGCCCUGCUUCGUACAGGUGCAAGUGUAGGAAAGGCUUCACCCUCAACCCUGAUGGCAAGACAUGUAAAGAAAUAGACUUCUGUGACCUGGGGAACCACGGCUGUGAGCACGACUGUGUCAGCGUUCCAGAGUCCUACAUCUGCAGGUGUAAGAAGGGCUACGUCCUCAACCUGGAUGGCAAGACCUGCAGCAAGAUUGAUCACUGUGCUGAUGGCACCCAUGGGUGUGAACAGGAGUUUAUUAAUACAGAAGACUCCUGUGUGUGUAAAUGCAGAAAAGGCUUCACACUCAGACCUGAUGGGAAAACUUGCAAGAAGAUUGAUCACUGUGCUGAUGGCACCCAUGGGUGUGAACAGGAGUUUAUUAAUACAGAAGACUCCUGUGUGUGCAAAUGCAGAAAAGGCUUCACACUCAGGCCUGAUGGGAAAACUUGCAAAAAGAUUGAUCACUGUGCUGAUGGCACCCAUGGGUGUGAACAGGAGUUUAUUAAUACAGAAGACUCCUGUGUGUGUAAAUGCAGAAAAGGCUUCACACUCAGACCUGAUGGGAAAACUUGCAAGAAGACUGAUCACUGUGCUGAUGGGAAUCAUGGCUGUGAGCAGGACUUCAUGAGCACAGAAGAUUCAUGUGUGUGUAAAUGCAGAGAAGGAUACACACUGCGACCUGAUGGCAAAACAUGUCAGAGUCUGGAUCUGUGUCAGACGGUGGACCACCGCUGUGAGCAUCAGUGUGUCAGCACCACUGACUCCUACAUCUGCAGAUGUUUUGAAGGAUUUUUGUUGGCUGAAGAUGGGAAGAGCUGCAAAAAACCAGAGUGUGGCGAUGGAGUCAUGGAUCUGGUUUUUGUGAUCGACGGCUCUAAGAGUCUGGGGCCUACCAACUUUGAGCUGGUCAAACAGUUUGUAAACGGCAUCGUGGACUCGCUGGACAUUUCCAAGAAAGGAACGCACGUUGGCCUUCUUCAGUAUUCCACCAAGGUCCGCACAGAGUUCACCCUGGGCCAGUACACUACAGCGCAGGGCGUCAAACAGGCCGUGAGCCGGAUGCAGUACAUGGGGAGAGGCUCUAUGACCGGAUCAGCCUUACGUCACAUGUUUGAGUUCAGCUUCUCAGCCAAAGAAGGCGCCAGGCCGAACAUCCCACGUGUCAGCGUUGUGUUCACUGACGGAAGAUCACAGGACGAUGUUUCUGAAUGGGCAACUAAAGCAAAGAACUCUGGGAUCACCAUGUACGUUUUGGGUAUUGGCAAAGCCAUCGAACAGGAGCUGAGAGAAAUAGCCUCAGAGCCUGAUGAGAAGCAUCUUUAUUAUGCUGAGGACUUUGAAAAAAUGGGAGAAAUUACAAAGAAGCUCAAGUCCAGGAUAUGUACAGACAAACCGUCUGAUGUCAACAUGUGUCAGUGUGAGAACGUGAUGAUGUUUCAAAACCAGGUCACUGAGAAGCUGAAGAACCUGGUGCAGAAUAUUGAAGCCAUGUCAAAGAAGCUGGAGACACUCGAGAGUCAACUUGUGCACAAAUAA
Molecule: messenger RNA, 2274 nt
Organism: Seriola dumerili (greater amberjack)
Lineage: Eukaryota; Metazoa; Chordata; Actinopteri; Carangiformes; Carangidae
Gene: matn2
Product: matrilin 2
Exons: 13
Coding region: 1-2274 (757 amino acids)
Molecular function (GO): calcium ion binding
Source: RefSeq, a predicted model, not a curated record